Messenger RNA from Fukomys damarensis (Damara mole-rat), 6787 nucleotides. It is a transcript of the gene Zbtb21, whose product is annotated as zinc finger and BTB domain containing 21. Gene Ontology annotation, biological process: negative regulation of DNA-templated transcription; regulation of transcription by RNA polymerase II. Gene Ontology annotation, cellular component: nucleus. The transcript has 3 exons. The record is from RefSeq and is a predicted model, not a curated record. Lineage: Eukaryota; Metazoa; Chordata; Mammalia; Rodentia; Bathyergidae. Gene Ontology annotation, molecular function: protein binding; RNA polymerase II cis-regulatory region sequence-specific DNA binding; DNA-binding transcription factor activity, RNA polymerase II-specific. The coding region runs from base 2381 to 5455 and encodes 1024 amino acids.
AAUCUGAGGCUCAGUAGAUGCUCUCCGGAUGUCUGCUUCAUCAACAAGUGUGAUGAUGAGGCUAGACUCAUGGCCAACAUCCUGUUCCCCCUGAACAGUGAGGGCCGAAUUCGGAGGCGAGGGUGUGUGUUUCUGUCUGGAGUAAAGGUGGGUGCUCUGCGUGUGCAGCUGGGUGCUGCCUGUGCCAUGCGCCUGUCCACUCCUUCUGUGUCACGGAAGUGGUGUCCAGCACGCCAAAGGCCAGUAUCCCAGGCUUCAGUUUGGGGUAAUAUUCAGGGUGGGGAGACAUUUUCCUGUAGAACUGUUAGAGUUUCUUGAGCCAGUCCUAGAGAGGAGCUUAUCUAUAGUACUCCUUAGCUGUGACACCAGCCUGAAUUUUACCCUUGAAACCUGCAAAUAGGUAGAACAUUCUGGCCCCUUUCUUGUCUCUCCCUCCCUCCCCUGUGUCCUUGCAUUGAGUGGCUUUGCCUCACUUUCUUCUGCUUCUGUCCCCAGAAUGCCCUUUGUGCCACGAUUGCUACUUCUCUCCAUCCCCUCAAAAAUCUUUAUUCCCUACAGCUGAUCCAGCCUCACAUAAGGAAGACGAUACCGGGUUACAUGAGUGUAUGUUAAGGUCCGGGCGCCCACCCCAAGUGUUCAGAACUGAGGUGAACUCCGGAAGAACUGAGGUGAUGGUGUGGAGUAAUUUUCUGGAUGCGGCUGUAGGUCUGUCUUGGGGUCAUUCUAGGGACCGAGCCUCUGGGAGUUGUUAAGCCUGCGGAAGAUCAGAGAGGCGCUGCUGACGUGCCUGCAGUAGAAUGUGGAGGACGGAGCCUUUGGCCUUCUGUAACUGUGAAGUGGGAGGCUCAGGCCUUCCCUGGUGUCCCCACCAAGCACAGCCCCACCCCCCGCCAGCCUCCGCCAGAGCUUUCUGCAGUCAGUGUCCCCCCAGCACUCUGCAUCCAGCAUCGUCACGUUGUCCGAGGUGGCCAGCUUGCUCGCCUCCCUGCACAACACCCACUGCACAGGGAGGAGAGGUGGAAGUGAAGCGUGUGCCAGCCAGGCGUUGUGCCCUGUGGAUAAGGCUCUUGCCCGUGUUGCUUUGCCAGGCCCUCCAGGAAGGUCCCUGUGAUGCAGGGAGUGUCGGCCCCAUUGGUUGUGAUGGAGACUGGCACUUGGGGAGGCCACGUACCAGCGGCAGGUAGUCUGUUGGAAAGACCUUUCUGUGGAACGGUCCUGUCUCCCUUGACUGUUAGCCAUAGAAUCUGCUGCUUUGAGAUUUUGGGAAGCAACACGAAAUAGACAGUCCUGGCCGUGUGGGAGCGUGAUGAGGGGGAUCCAAGGGGUCAGCCGGCCAGCUGUGUCAGAGUGUGGCUUCCGGGAGGUUCCUCUCAGCUCAUCGUGCUGCUCAGAGCAAGCCUUUUCUUCCACAUCCCACCACUUUCCUUUUAGGACACCCUGAUUUUUGUGCUGCCGUCUACCCUGCCAGCACGUGUGUGUUUUCAAGAGGGUGACGUGAACAGUGGAGAUGGGAGGGGCCGUGGUCAACUGUGGCGACCUGCGGUUAUGCCUGAGGUGCACCGUCUUCAGUAAGCCGGGGUGCCGUCUCUCCCGUUAAACCUGCAGGAAGAUGAAAAUCCCUGGUUCUGGACCCUGGAACUGCACCAAGGAGAAAGUAUACCCAAGUGGCGAAACCGCUCUCUGCUGGGGCUGCCGCGCAGAGAAGUGGAAAGGCCCUGAGAUCCCAUCUGCACUGCACCAGCCCUCCACAGGCUUGCUGGGUCAUCUCUUGAUGUGCAGCUGCGGUCCUGUCCUGUUCUGGUUUUGCCUGUGUUCUCACCAUAGCAGUUUAUGUUUUAGCUAAGUUGCUGAACUCAAUAGAUACAUGCAUCUGCUUGGUUAAAGAGUGGGAAUGCAGUGUUAAUUGUUUGCAGCAGCCUAGGAAAGGGACCAUUGUCUUCCGGCCUAAUAAUUAAAUUCAAAGCAAGGACCUUACCUGAAGGAGAAGCCCACACCUUCUCCAGCAGCCCCUCUCCCCUGUCUAGGGCUAGAAGCUGUCAUUCCUGCUUCUCCUCACUGGAGGCCCUUGCUCCAACUGCCUCGCCAGCCUCAGGGCCUUCUCCUCCCUGCACCUCCCCUUCGCUCCAGCCGACCCAGCCCUCCUGCAGUUCCUGCGUUGCCUCAGGCUCUGUCUUGUCCCUGUGACCUUGCCUUUACUGCCCUUGUCUUUCUCUCCAUGAUUCCUCUCCUGCCCACAGUCUCCUCGGGAUCUGGUGGCCUCACCAGUCUGCAUCUCUCCCUCUGCAGCCUCUCUGCCGCCCGCGCACACUGGACUGUGCCAACAGAUUACCUUAGCCUAUUCCUGUGCAGGACCUUCCACUCCAAGAGAUAAGCCCCUGCGAUGGAGGGGCUACUGCACUACAUCAACCCAGCGCACGCCAUCUCUCUGCUCAGCGCCCUCAACGAGGAGCGCCUCAAGGGACAGCUGUGUGACGUGCUCCUGAUUGUUGGGGACCAGAAGUUUCGAGCCCAUAAGAAUGUGUUGGCUGCCAGCAGCGAAUACUUUCAAAGUUUAUUUACAAAUAAGGAGAACGAGUCACAAACCGUCUUUCAGCUUGACUUCUGUGAGCCAGACACUUUCGACAAUGUCCUGAACUACAUCUACUCCUCGUCCCUGUUCGUGGAGAAGGGCAGCCUCGCCGCCGUGCAGGAACUGGGCUACAGCCUGGGCAUCUCCUUCCUGACCAACAUCGUCUCCAAAGCUCCGCAGGCACCCUUCCCAGUGUGUCCCAGCAGGAAGCGAGCACCUGUGGACGAGGACGAGGCCGGCUCUCAGAAGCGGAGUGUCAUCGUGUGCCAGAGCAGGAGCGAUGUGCCCGGGAAAGCUGCUGGUCAGAGCCCGGCUGAACUCAGCCCUGCCUCCCGGCUGUCCCCCAGUGUCACAAGCAGGAACGGUACCAGCAAGCCACACGUCCUGAAGCCGGCAGAACUUCUCCCCAGUCAGUCCUUACCCGAGAAGAGCUGGCUGAAAGAUGGUACCGCGGGGUUUGCAAAGACCCUGGAGUAUCCUGGGCCAUUGGACGACCCGAGUAGAGGCAGUUUGGUGAAGAGAAAUGCAGUGCUGCCCUCCAAGCCUCUGCAUGACAGAGAGGCCAUGGACGACAGGCCAGGGGUGAGUGGUCAGCUUCCAAAAGGCAAAGCCAUAGAACUGGCUCUGAAAAGACAGCGGCCGCCAGUCCUGUCCCUUCGGAGCUCCUCGGAGACACCCUAUCUGUUAAAGGAAACUGGUAAGGGAGGCGGUCAAGGCGAGGAGAGGAACUUGCUAUACUACUCCAAGCUGGGCUUGGUGAUCCCGUCCAGUGAGUCUGGGUCUGGAAACCGAAGCAUCGACAGAAGCGGCCCUCUUGUGAAGAGCCUCCUCCGGCGAUCGCUGUCCAUGGACAGCCAGGUCCCUGUGUACUCCCCCUCCAUAGACCUGAAGUCCCCCCAGGGCUCGGCUGUGGCACCCAAGGACGCACCAGGUGGUAUCUUCUGUGCUUUAUCUCAAAAGGCUUCUUUAAAAGAUGGUAGUGACAGAAAAGCAGCCCUGGACGACCGGCCACAAGUGCUCCAGCCGCACCGCCUCCGGUCCUUCAGCGCAUCGCAGCCCACAGAGCGGGAGGGCCCCACCCCGGUGACCGAGGUGCGCAUCAAGACCGAGCCCAGCAGCCCCCUGUCCGACCCCUCGGACAUCAUCCGAGUCACUGUGGGUGAUGCGGCGGCGGCCACAGCCACAAGAGACCUACCUCUGAAAACCGAGGAGGACCCCAAGGACAUGAGCCGGCUCCCCGCCAAGAGGAGGUUCCAGGCAGACAGGAGGUCGCCCUUCAAGAAGGCGAGGAUCAGCGAGCACGGGCCCGCGGCCGCAGAGGAGGACUGCCAGGAUGGCCCGAGCCCUCCACCCCUGGACGGCGAGUUCCCAGACUCUGACUUGAACAAAGACGAAUUCGGUGAGUUGGAGGGGACGAGGCCAAACAAAAAGUUUAAAUGCAAACAUUGCCUUAAGAUCUUUAGAUCAACAGCAGGCCUUCACCGCCACGCUAACAUGUACCAUAACCCAGAGAAGCCCUACGCUUGUGACAUCUGUCACAAGAGGUUUCACACCAACUUCAAAGUGUGGACACACUGUCAGACCCAGCACGGCAUAGUGAAGAACCCGUCCCCAGCCGCGAGCUCCCACGCGGUUUUGGAUGAGAAAUUCCAGAGAAAGCUGAUUGACAUAGUGAGAGAGAGGGAGAUUAAGAAGGCCCUGAUCAUUAAGCUGAGGCGCGGCAAGCCUGGCUUUCAGGGCCCGAGUGGCUCCCCGGCGCAGCAAGUCAUCAAGAGGAACUUGCGCUCACGGGCCAAAGGCGCGUACAUUUGCGCUUACUGUGGAAAGGCCUACCGCUUUCUCUCUCAGUUUAAGCAGCACAUAAAAAUGCACCCGGGUGAAAGAGCCCUCGGAGUAAAUAAAGUUGCUAAGCCAAAAGAGCAUGCUCCUCUGGCCAGCGCGGUAGAGAGCAAAGAGCUUUACCCGUGCCGCCUCUGUAAUGCUAAGCUCUCUUCUCUUCUAGAGCAAGGCAGCCACGAGCGCUUGUGCCGGAACGCCACCGCUUGCCCUUACUGCAGCCUCAGGUUCUUCUCGCCCGCCCUGAAGCAGGAGCACGAGGACAGGUGUGAGUACAAGAAGCUGACCUGCCUGGAGUGCAUGCGCACCUUCAAGUCCUCCUUCAGCAUCUGGCGGCACCAGGUGGAGCACGUCGCCCCUGCGCCGCCCAAGGACGACACCGCCUUCAGUGACUCUUCGGAGCAGGUGAACUUCGACUCGGAGGACUCCUCCUGUCUCCCCGAAGACCUCAGCGUCUCCAAGCAGCUGAAGAUCCAGGUGAAAGAGGAGCCCGCGGAGGAGGCCGAGGAGGAGGCGCCCGAGGCCAGCAUGGCCACUCGGGACUCGGGCCCCAGCAAGGAGGCCGGGUUGUGGCCCUGCGAGAAGUGCGGAAAGGUGUUCACGGCGCACAGGCAGCUGGAGCGGCACCAGGAGCUGCUGUGCUCCGUGAAGCCCUUCAUCUGCCACGUGUGCCACAAGGCCUUCCGCACCAAUUUCCGCCUCUGGAGUCACUUCCAGUCCCACAUGUCGCAGGCCGCUGAGGAGCCAGCGGUGCAGAAAGAGGCGGAGGUGGGCCCCCUGCCCACAAACUCCCCCUCGCCACCGCCUCUGCCGCCGCCCCCGCCCCUGCCCAAGAUCCAGCCCCUGGAGCCGGACAGCCCCACGGGCCUGCCCGAAAACCUGGCCCCCGCCACAGAGAAACUGUUCGCACCCCAGGAGUCCGACACCCUCUUCUACCACGCCCCGCCCCUUUCGGCCAUCACCUUCAAGAGACAGUUCAUGUGCAAGCUCUGCCACAGGACUUUCAAGACCGCCUUCAGUCUCUGGAGUCACGAACAGACGCACAACUGACACCCGCGCCUCUUCCCUGGCAGGUGGGGGGCCCUGAACUGGACCGUGUCCCUGGAAGCAGAGUAUUUUUUAAAAAGAAUAAUAAAGGCUGGAAAUUGUUAUGCUUGAAUUUAGGCUUGAGAUAAAGUGAUGAUAAUUGGCAUUGUCAUCCUGCAACUCGAGAAACUGAAACACUGCAGUUCCGCACCUCUCAGCGGCCAGGGCUGACUUAGUUUCUUUUGAAGUCGGGUGAAUCUCCAGGAAUUGCGUGGUUCUGCAUUCCAAGGUGUCCGGAUAAUCACAUCAUUGAGGCUUUUGUUUCUUACUCACUUGUAACUAGUGGAAUGCUAGCAAAGCGUUCCUUCCUCUGAUUGUCUCAGACACCUAAUUCUAGUUAAAUCUUAGCCAUGUUCUUAAGACCAAAAAUGUAUCAGAAAGAAGUGGAGUCUCAAGUAUUGAUUUAGAUCUUAAAAUAUUUUAGCAAUAAAAAAAGAUAAACCUCAACUUUAAUAAAUUAUCCUGACACUUGAUAAUAAAAACAAGUAUUUGGUAUUUUGUGGUCAUGUAGGACUUUUCCUUUGUAUGAAAAUUGUGAAGUUUAAAUCAGCAAUACGCACACCUAAACUUUUCUAAGGUAGCAGACCUCGUCCUUGGUCACUCAGUGCAGAGUGCGGUCACGCUGUCAGAAGACGUAUGUUCGGAAAGCAGGUUCACAGGGUCCUGCACAGCCCUCUCCCAGGCCGCUGUCGCCUGCCACAGGCGUGUUCUGACCCCACGCGUGGGCCGUGCAUCCACACUGACUGCGUCCAGUCCUGGCUCACACACCCGGGAAGGACAGGCAGUGUGUGGGGUCCUCUCGUUUAUGUGUCACAGAUUAAGGGCCUGAGUGAAACUGGAACAGAAAAACCAAAGCUGACGGGCAGCACUCACUCUGAAUCUCACGAUUAGUGUGACAGGGAGGCGGGGCAUGUGUCAAGACAGGAUGGCCACUGCCGCCCGAGCCUCCGCUCCCUGAGCCCACACCGCAAUGCCAGGCGGUGGGAGAGUGCUGCUGACUCCCUCGGUAGUGGGCUCUGUGCCCUUCUGCUGUGAGCCACUGCUGAUACUCAGAUGUGUAUGAACGCACGUAGGAAGGGUCCAAAGUGAGCUUUUGAUACUUAUUUUGGUCCAUAGGGUUUGAGGGGCUUUUUGUCUUUUGUAUUCGUUGUAAUUAAAAGUUUUAGAAGGUGUUAUCCAAAGCUCAGUGGGUGUUUCAAAGGGGCAAACUUGCUUCACUUGUGUGGAGAAGGUUAAAUAAAUAAAAGAAAUACUGAAACUACCCAAUCUUUUUUUUUUUUUUUUUUGGUAUCGGGG